AUGCCUCCGAUAUCCUCUCAGCGGCGCGCUUCCACUGAAGAAGAUUCAUCCCUAUCAGAUGAUGAUGUUGGUUUCCUCUAUCAAGUUGUCAUUCGCGCAGAGGGACACCCCGAAGUCAAUCGACUCCCAUUCCGAGCGCUCUUUGCAGCAUACGAUCAAGUAAUCCAGGAGCAUGGUGUUGACGCCGAUCCUGGCCUUGCGUGCCAGCGCUUCUUGUUCAAGAUGGGAAGCAAAGACAUUAAGGGCCCGACCCUGUUCGAAAAGUUCGAGAAUGCGCUUCAUCAGAUGGGAAUUGUGAUUGACCUUGGCGAGGAUGGGUUAACAGGUGGUAAUGAUGCCCUGGAGAACCAGCAUCAUGCUGUUGAUAACACCAACGGCCACAAUGGCCACAGCGGCCACAGCGGCCAGACUCAUGAACAAGAUCACACUCCUCUUAUCAAUAGCACCUCAAGAACACCAAGGAGACGUGCGUCUUUCAAUACCACGCUUGAUAUUGGCGAGGACAUCACACAGCGAAGCUUUAUUCAGCGACCGAGCUCCCGUUCAUCAAUGUCGCGGCUCCAAACUGGAAAACCCGAAUUCUCGAAGCCCAGACUGUCUCCAAACCUUACAAAAGACACACCAAGAUCACCGGAUCGUACACAAUUAAUUGCACAGUUUCUCGAAGUUGGUCGCCGAUUGAUAAGCAGGUUUGAUACUGCACGUAACAGGGAUGUAAAUGCAGAGCCUGCUCCGUUAACCAACGGAGUAGUCGCUCGAUCAGCUGUGCAUCAUGAUCGCUCAAAGAGAGCAAAGGCCGCUUCACAUGUUCGCCGAUCUCCAUCAAUUAGCUCGUCAAAUAGCCUUGAAUCAGGAGAAUCCCAAUAUGCUACCUCUCAUGUCGAGGAAGAUGAUUUGUUUGAGAAACAAGAUAUUCCGCCCGAGUAUCUUAGCUACAGACCGCAGCUUUCAGAUUUGCUGCGGGAUGCGGACACCUUCAACAUGUAUCGACAAAGAGCGAUGUGCCGCAAGAUACUAACCCAGUGGCUGAAACGAGCCUUUCAAACGCGACAGAUUCGUGAGACUAGGGAAUCCGUUGCUAUGAAUCGUGACCGGAAUACCCUUCUACGACAAGCAUUCGAGCCAUGGCGAACUAUCAUUCAGCAGAAAAGGCACUCAGUCAGAACGGAGCGAUUUUUCAAACAUCUUGACGAACGCGCUAAUCGUGCGCGCGAUCUAUACUUGAUGACAAAAGCUUUCACUCACUGGGCUCAACUCUCAUCCGAAGAAGUAGCCCGCACAUCCGCUGCCAGACACCAUGUUCUAAGUGUUAAGUACUUUAAUGCCUGGCGUGAGAUCACUGCAGUCAAUGAGCUGAAAGCGCAACGCUUCGCACUACAGCGACCCUUCAACAAGUGGCGACAGAAAGCUUUGAGUAUCAAGGCAGCAGAGACCCAAGCAAUUUCAACACAGCAGAAAAAUCUGAAACAUACCUGGUAUUGGGAAUGGUUCUGGACUUUUUGCGACAGGCGAGCACCUGAAUGGUACGAUCAUCGGCUCAAAAGUCGGUCACUUUUAUACUGGCUGCGGAGAUUACGGAACAAUCGAGCUCUUGAGCAUGAAUUAGUUGUUCACAAUCAACAAUCCGCUUUGGCUUUUGCGUUCGAAAUAUGGUCUUCGAGGUCAAGACAGAUAAUCUCUGCACAGCAGCAAGCUGACAAUUCCCUACGACACAAAGUCACCGCAGAAAUAUUUGGCGAAUGGAGAACUCAGAUGCGGCUGGCCCCUGCGGCUUCUCAUGUCACUCAUAGGGUGGAAACCAGGCUCCUAAGAAACACCUUUUCAAUGUGGAUUUUGAAAGCACGUAUGACUAGAAAAGCGCAGGAAAUUGAUCAACUCAGAAUCAAACGGAAUGCCUGGACGUCUUGGAAUGACACUCUGCGCUGUCUUGCUCUUCGCGCACGAAUUGACGAGCGAUUGAAGAUGGAAAUUAUGUACAAAUGGAUUUUAGCAGAGAGGUUCCAGCUUAUGCGCCGGAUACGUGAGCAGCGCAUCAAGCAAGAGGUCUUCACUCGGUUCGUGACCAAUACUCGGUCAACUUACACACGAUUGUUAUUUCAUGCGGAAAUUCACGAAGACCAACGAGCUGAAGAUUUGAUGCGCUCCAAAUUUUCCGUUUGGCGAGAUCAGCUAUUGCUUCAGCGAGAGCGGGAUGAUACAGCAUUUGAAUUCUACGCCCCACGCCUGGCACAGGAGUCUCUCACGGCGUGGAGGGCUAAAUACCAGAAGGUUCAGCAAAUGGAAGGUUGGGCCCGUAAUGCUCAAUUUUAUUUUCUCAUGAAACGAACAUUGAAGGGUUGGCAUGAGGCAACCCUCGACUCUGCCAAACGACGGCGGAAGGAGGCAUAUGCGAAAGUUCGACGAAAAAUCAAAAUGAGGUUGGCUUCCAAUGCACUUGCUUCCUGGCAAUCUAACACUCAACAUAUCAUCGGUAUGGAGCAGAAUGCGGAAGAUGUGGAUCGCAAAAAGCUACUUAUAAUUGCGUCCGAGGUCUUAUUUCGAUGGCAUGGACACGCAAUGAGGCGAGUUCAAGACAUUCAAGAUGCCGAUUACCAUUAUUUCAGACAAGUCGCGUUCAGCCAGCUGAUCAAAUUGUCUGAGAUUUAUGUGACUCGUCGUGAGAUGGAAGAUCAGGCAGACGUAGUGUACCGCUCACACAUACUCCGUCAAUCUGGAGCUUCAUUCCGCAAGCUCAGUCUUCGAAUCUUUCAGAUCACGAGCACAGUUGAAACCGCUGAAGCAAUGCGAGAAAGAACCCUGCGGAAACAUUCCAGAAAUUUCUUCCGCACCUGGCUGGAAAAGGCCCGUCUGAAGCUUGAGGCGCUCGACUCUCCAGCUCCCCUGUUCACACCAGCAAGAUUCUCGAAUUUUGGAGAAAUAGGCCUUCCUAUGACAACAACUCCCAUGGUAGCACCCUUGUCAGCUCCCAGGUCGGCCCCGAGGUCGGUCUUGUUCGAUCCAUGGUAUCAAAAUCCGUCCGAAACACCUUUCAAGUUGAGCGACAUUACUACAAACUCUCAAACGAACUCUCAGUCGACGUCUCAGCCAGCUUCUCAGGCGACAUCUCAAGCCACAUCCCAUGACCCGACCUACGAAACGUCCUUUACAACACCAAACUACUUAGCCUCGCCAUCUAAACGAGCUGCCCGCGCCCGAGCCUUGGCUCAAGUGUCUACCACGCCUGCUACGCCUACUCAAACACCCUUCGCUAGCCGACUACUUCGAGUAGAAACUUCAAUUCCUCGAACUGCAUCGGCCUUGCGACCCCGAUCUCGCCGUGGGAACUCAAUCAGUGUUCGGUUCGCCGAUGAUGAAAUCCCUGAUUCCCCUACGGAGGCCCGUAAAUCUGCGAGUCGUUCACGAACAUGA
Molecule: messenger RNA, 3408 nt
Organism: Penicillium taxi
Lineage: Eukaryota; Fungi; Ascomycota; Eurotiomycetes; Eurotiales; Aspergillaceae
Product: Sfi1 family protein
Exons: 2
Coding region: 1-3408 (1135 amino acids)
Source: RefSeq, a predicted model, not a curated record